AAAAAGUGACUCCUCUUCUUGCUGUGACUUUCAGUGGAAGAUAGACGACAAGCCGGUCAAAGUGGACAAGUGGGAUGGGUCGGCAGUGAAAAAUUCCUUGGACGAUUCUGCCAAAAAGGUCCUCCUAGAAAAGUAUAAGUACGUGGAGAACUUCUGACUGAUCGACGGCCGCCUCGUCAUCUGCACAAUUUCCUGCCUCUUCGCCAUCGUGGCUUUAAUAUGGGAUUACCUUCACCCCUUCCCCGAGUCGAAGCCGGUCCUCGCUUUCUGCGUCAUCUCCUAUUUUGUGAUGAUGGGCGUCCUGACCAUCUAUACCUCGUACAAGGAGAAGAGCAUCUUCCUGGUGGCGCAUCGGAAAGACCCGGCAGGGAUGGACCCCGACGACAUCUGGCAGCUCUCCUCGAGCCUGAAGAGGUACGGCCGUCUCCACUCUCCGCUGCCAAGCCUUCCCCCUCUCCGCUGA
Molecule: messenger RNA, 463 nt
Organism: Gekko japonicus
Lineage: Eukaryota; Metazoa; Chordata; Lepidosauria; Squamata; Gekkonidae
Gene: SPCS2
Product: signal peptidase complex subunit 2
Exons: 3
Biological process (GO): protein targeting to ER
Cellular component (GO): membrane; signal peptidase complex
Source: RefSeq, a predicted model, not a curated record